UGGGGAUCUAUUUCAGCCUCAUCUCUAAUACUUAAUCAUGAAAAGGAGGAAGCCCAGACUGAAGUGAACUAAAACUUUGUCUCCAAGAGAGGAUUGUGGCUUGGUCCUGAGUUGAGGCACAAUGAAGAAGAACAGGAAGUCUAUCACGAGAGUGGGCGAGCGCGGGGCCCCGCGCAGCUCGAGCUCGCCGCGCCCAGGGGCGCUGCAGAAGAUGCUGAAGGGAGGGGAGUACGCCCUCUCUGUGUCUCCUCCCGUGCUGGAGAGCAACUUUAUCCAGGUCAACAGGAGAGGAGAAUCCAUUUACGUCCAUAACCGAGCCAACUGGGUGACAGUAGGCAUCUGCUCUUCCAGUCCCACCAACAAGACCCCCAGCGUCAUGCUGCUGGCACAUCUGACGCCCCCUGCCCAGAAAGACACAAAAUCUGUGUUUAAAAAUCUCCUGACAUCUCCCAGAGAGAAACUGGUGCUCACCAGAUUUCUUCCUCUGCAGUUUGUGAAUCUUUCUUUGCAUGAUGCUGACAAAAUGCGCCUGAAGGUAAAGCUCGUGAGUGGUCGAGCCUACUACCUACAGCUCUGUGCCCCUGCAUAUAAACAGGAAACUUUAUUUUGUCGCUGGGUAGAACUCAUCUCCCUCUUGAAUCAGGAGAAAAUCAAACCUUCCAAAGUGUCCAAAGUCUUGAGCCUCUCAGAUAUCACCAAUAGCACAGAUAUCACAUGCUCCGGGGACAUCAUGGAUAUCACAGAGUUCGCAGCUGUCCAGACUGAGCACACACACAAAUAUAUAGAACCCAUAAGUGUCGUGGAAAGCAUGGAUUUCUCAGAAUUCACAGAUGUCACCGACAUCACUGAUGUCACGGAAGUUCCAGAAAAUGAGAUUUCAGAGGCCCCAGAGGUAAGAAUUGUCACAGAAGUCAUGGAAAUCUCAGACAGCCCUGAUGUCACAGACUUCUCCAGCGUCAGAGUGGUAUUUGAAAACGAUGACAUAAAAAAGGCAAAGCAACAGGAAAAGGAAAAAUUUGAAAACAUGCUGAAGCACGGGUGUUUACGAAAGUCAAAAAGUAAGAAUGACUUAAAAGGAUCCUCAAAACGUGUCACCAUCUCAAACACAACACUGACUUUUGAAGGUGAAAGAUGUUUUCAAACUACCUUGACUCCAAACGUAAGUGAGGCAAAUAUAUCCAAAGAGACAGAUCAAAAAACCCCUGAAGAAAAGAAGACUGAUGUAAAAGAUACAGUGCACAAGGCUGAAGAAACCAGGAACACAAGGACUGUUCCAGACGCUUCAGGUAUGGAACAAAUUCCACUGCGUGUUUCAUUGUGAUCCCUGGUAUCCAGAAGUGAGCCCCAGUUCUUGGAAUGAGUACUUAGGAGGAAAGGAAUCCAGCCAGAUUUUUCUGAUGCUUUCCUUUCCCCUCCCUUUGCUCCAUCCUGGACAUCCUGCACUGGAGAAAUUCUUCUUCAAAGCCUGUCUCUUUAGUGGUAGGCAUGACUUCAAGAUUCUUCUUCAGUGCCUGGUGGAGUUCAGUUUUCUAGUUCCCUGGAUCAAACUCAUCUGGCUUUGACAACUCCAAGGCUAGCUCUGCAGAUGGAACCCAACCUAUGACGAUAAUAGGACCUCCCACCUCAUUUUUGCUGCUUUGGAAGGGGAGUGAUUCACAACUAAAUUUCUUGGCUUGUAUAGUUUUGCAGUUUUCCCUCUGAUUAGCAUUUCUUUCCCCC
Messenger RNA from Choloepus didactylus (southern two-toed sloth), 1719 nucleotides. It is a transcript of the gene GARIN2, whose product is annotated as family with sequence similarity 71 member D. Bases 122 to 1321 code for a protein of 399 amino acids. Gene Ontology annotation, cellular component: nucleus. NCBI's taxonomy places the organism in Eukaryota, Metazoa, Chordata, Mammalia, Pilosa, Megalonychidae. The record is from RefSeq and is a predicted model, not a curated record. The transcript is spliced from 8 exons.